Oncorhynchus gorbuscha (pink salmon) is the source of this 449-nucleotide messenger RNA. Its product is annotated as serine/threonine-protein kinase pim-2-like. Gene Ontology annotation, biological process: protein autophosphorylation. Lineage: Eukaryota; Metazoa; Chordata; Actinopteri; Salmoniformes; Salmonidae. Gene Ontology annotation, molecular function: protein serine/threonine kinase activity; ATP binding. Gene Ontology annotation, cellular component: cytoplasm. Bases 32 to 337 code for a protein of 101 amino acids. The transcript is spliced from 2 exons. The record is from RefSeq and is a predicted model, not a curated record.
AGUGUGGCAGCUGGGGGUUGUGCUGUACGACAUGUUGUGUGGUGACCAGCCCUUCAACACACGACGAGAGAUCAUCUAUGAAGAGCCUUACAUCAAGGACCAACUGUCCAGACACUGUGUGGAUCUGUUGAGGAGGUGUCUGGCGAAGCGACCCCGAGGACGGCCCACUCUGGACGAGAUGUUACUCCACCCCUGGCUCCAGCCGGACACACCCCCCGGCUCCAUCCGGACACGCCCCCUGGCUCCAUCCGGACACGCCCCCUGGCUCCAUCCGGACACUCCUCCUGGACAGACCUGCAGCUUGUUACCUAAACCCGACAUAAACAGAGAUUUUUAAAACAUUUUUUUUUUAAACCGUCUUUGAAAAUGGACUCCUUCAACGUGAAAAUAUAAACUUUGAACAAAUAUCAUACUUUUAUCAUUCAUGAUUUGUUACUCUAUCACACAUA